AUGUCUUCCGACUGGGACCGAGUCCCCUCCGACGCCGGCUUCGACAGCUGGAACGACCUGAAACUUGCCGCUGACGAGCGCGCCAAAGAGAUCACCGCCGAGCUGGAAGCCAAAAGGGCGCAAAGAGAUGCCAGGUUUGCGGCCGAGAUGGAGAGAAAGGAGUUGGAGUGGGCCCAGACGCUUAGAAGGAGACUGGCCAUGAAGCCCAUGGAACCCGAGAAUGGUAAGGCGAUGGGGGGAAUGUUGCCGGAGAUGAGGCCUCAUGACGGAGGAGCAUCGCAAGGUUUCGGAGGAGGAGACCAGAGUGAAAGCCCGGCACGAAACGGGCAAAAAGCUCAACAGGAGAUGGUCAAGAUGCCGGCGGAUCAGGGCACAAAGGCGAACGAGAAGCGCAAGCGCGGUAAACAGCCCGUCAACGGACACUGA
This is a messenger RNA of Fusarium keratoplasticum, 426 nucleotides long. RefSeq lists its product as uncharacterized. The record is from RefSeq and is a predicted model, not a curated record. Bases 1 to 426 code for a protein of 141 amino acids. The transcript is spliced from 2 exons. NCBI's taxonomy places the organism in Eukaryota, Fungi, Ascomycota, Sordariomycetes, Hypocreales, Nectriaceae.